CGCUAGGGCCACCCCGGUGCGUGGCAGUGCCUGUGAGCGGUGGGGAGAGGAGUCAGCCUCCCUCUCUCUCCGCCCCAACCCCCUCCCCCCCGCCAGCCUCUCUCUGGCUGCAGUAGCAGCUGCGUCUGGGGAGGAACGUCCCGCGUGGAAUUUCCCCCCUCCGGCUCCUCCCCCCCGCCCACCCUGGGAUGGAACAGCCCGGCAGCCGCUGCAAGAAGGUCAAGCUGAGCAACAGGGCACAAAGCUGGGGAAUGCAGCGAGCCACCAACGUCACAUACCAAGCCCAUCAUGUCAGCCGGAACAAGAGAGGCCAAGUGGUGGGGACAAGAGGUGGCUUUCGCGGUUGCACAGUUUGGUUAACAGGGUUGUCGGGGGCUGGGAAGACCACAGUUAGCAUGGCAUUGGAGGAGUAUUUAGUAUGCCAUGGCAUUCCAUGCUACACAUUGGAUGGUGACAAUAUUCGCCAAGGCCUUAACAAGAAUUUGGGCUUCACUCCAGAAGACAGGGAAGAAAAUGUCCGCCGUAUUGCUGAGGUGGCUAAGUUGUUUGCAGAUGCUGGUCUGGUGUGCAUCACUAGUUUUAUCUCUCCUUACACUCAGGAUCGUAAUAAAGCUAGACAAAUUCAUGAAGGUGCAAGUUUGCCAUUUUUUGAAGUAUUCGUGGAUGCUCCACUGCAUGUAUGUGAACAGAGGGAUGUCAAAGGACUUUAUAAAAAAGCCAGAGCUGGAGAAAUUAAAGGUUUUACUGGCAUUGACUCUGAAUAUGAAAAGCCUGAGGCCCCAGAACUAGUGUUGAAAACUGAUUCCUGCAAUGUAAAUGAUUGCAUUCAACAAGUUGUAGAACUUCUUCAGGAAAGGGACAUUGUACCGGUGGAUGCCUCUUAUGAGGUGAAAGAGCUGUAUGUGCCAGAAAACAAGCUGAAGUUAGCCAAAACUGAUGCAGAGGCGCUGCUAAUGCUGGAAAUAAAUAAGGUGGAUAUGCAGUGGGUGCAAGUACUGGCAGAGGGUUGGGCAACGCCACUCAAUGGCUUUAUGAGAGAGAGAGAAUACUUGCAGUGCCUUCAUUUUGAUUGUCUUCUGGAUGGGGGCGUUAUUAAUCUGUCAGUGCCUAUAGUGCUGACAGCUACCCAGGAAGACAAAGAGAGACUGGAUGGAUGUACAGCUAUUGCACUAGUAUAUGAUGGGCGCCGUGUGGCCAUUCUCCGUAACCCAGAGUUCUACGAGCACAGAAAAGAGGAGCGCUGUGCCAGACAGUGGGGAACAACAUGCAAGGAACAUCCCUAUAUCAAGAUGGUUAUGGAACAAGGAGACUGGCUUGUUGGUGGAGAUCUACAAGUCCUCGACCGUAUUUAUUGGAAUGAUGGUCUUGAUCAAUACCGUCUCACACCUACUGAACUAAAGCAGAAGUUCAAGGAAAUGAAUGCUGAUGCAGUCUUUGCAUUCCAGCUACGCAACCCAGUGCACAACGGGCAUGCUCGUUUAAUGCAGGAUACUCAUAAGCAGCUUUUAGAACGAGGGUACCGCCGUCCAGUUCUGCUCCUGCAUCCACUUGGUGGCUGGACAAAGGAGGACGAUGUUCCGCUGAUGUGGCGUAUGAAGCAACAUGCAGCAGUACUUGAGGAAGGAAUACUGAAUCCAGAAACAACAGUGGUGGCCAUAUUUCCUUCUCCCAUGAUGUAUGCUGGACCAACUGAGGUACAGUGGCACUGCAGGUCUCGGAUGGUAGCUGGUGUUAACUUCUACAUUGUUGGACGGGAUCCGGCAGGCAUGCCACACCCAGAGACUGGGAAGGAUCUUUAUGAACCAACCCAUGGUGCUAAAGUGCUGACUAUGGCCCCUGGCCUCCGAGCACUGGAAAUUGUACCCUUCAGAGUUGCAGCAUACAACAAGAAAAAUAAAUGCAUGGAUUAUUAUGACCCUGAACAGCAUGAAGAUUUUGAAUUUAUUUCAGGGACCCGCAUGCGUAAGCUGGCUCGGGAAGGGCAAAACCCUCCAGAAGGUUUCAUGGCCCCCAAAGCCUGGACCGUGCUGACAGAGUACUACAAAUCCUUGGAGAAGGCUUAGGCUUCUUAUUAACUGCAGAUCAACCUUUGACGCCUGAUUUAUUAACAAGAAGGGGACCACACAAUCACCAUUCAUGCUGCUUUGUUGUGGUGUCUGUCAGGAAGUUCUUCCCUGAAAACAGACUUUCUCCCUAACUUAGCAUCAUUCUUUGCUUGUCUUAUGGGUUCUAUUAUGUACUGGCACCUACCAAACUGCUGUUUUUAAUGUUGUCGUCUUUUAUUACAGUUAAUAUUCUUGCAGUAGGAUUUUUAACUCUUGUCUUUUUAUAUUUUAUUGCCUCUGUGCUAUGAGCUCUGCAGCCAUUACCUCGAUGCAAUUUUUUUCACAUACUGUUUACAGUCUGAUUCCUUUUUGAUUUUGUUUUGCAGGAUGAAUUUAAUGAUUAGAUGAACAAUGGAUAGAUGAUCUAUAAAUGGGGGAGGGGAGGAAAUAGAUUUUAAAACUAUUGUAAAAUUGUACUCAGUAUUUUUCUGUCAAUUAGUGAUCCCAGAAGUAUUUAACUUUAAGCCUUAGUUGUAUGUAAUCUCAUAGCUAAAAGUUCUUUAUGCAGCACAAUUAAAUUUUUUUGCUUUCUAUAUUCA
Alligator mississippiensis (American alligator) is the source of this 2644-nucleotide messenger RNA. RefSeq names its product 3'-phosphoadenosine 5'-phosphosulfate synthase 1 (gene PAPSS1). The record is from RefSeq and is a predicted model, not a curated record. The coding region runs from base 189 to 2063 and encodes 624 amino acids. Gene Ontology annotation, biological process: sulfate assimilation; 3'-phosphoadenosine 5'-phosphosulfate biosynthetic process. The transcript is spliced from 12 exons. Lineage: Eukaryota; Metazoa; Chordata; Crocodylia; Alligatoridae. Gene Ontology annotation, molecular function: ATP binding; adenylylsulfate kinase activity; sulfate adenylyltransferase (ATP) activity.